Rattus norvegicus (Norway rat) is the source of this 5176-nucleotide messenger RNA. NCBI's taxonomy places the organism in Eukaryota, Metazoa, Chordata, Mammalia, Rodentia, Muridae. The record is from RefSeq and is a predicted model, not a curated record.
CUGGCUUCUCCUUCUUCCCAAAUACUCCUCCUUCUGCUCCUAUGGUGUGUGUUUGUGUCUGCAUGAGUGCGUGUGCUGUAUGCAUAUGUGUGUGUUUGUGCGUGUGUGCAUAUGUGUGCAUGAAUGUAUACAUGUGUGUGUGCACGUGCAUGUGUGUAUGUAUGUGUGACCCGUGUGCAUACGUGUGUGUGUGUGUGUGUGUGUGUGAGUCUUGUGCAGCUAGUCACAGAUGCUGUGUUUUAUUAUUGCAAUGGUUGUGUCAUAUCCAGAAGUUGUGAUUUCAUAUUGUCUCUAUCCCUCACUCUUACAGUCUUCCCACCCUUUCUCUCUGAUGGCUCCUGGUCCUCGGAAGCUGUUGUGCAAGUCUUGUUUAGGAUCACACACUCCACAGUCAUUUAUUCUCAGUUGUUAGACUCUUCACUAACUGUCAUCCUCAAAACAAUAGAGCCCUCUCUGACCCGGGCCGAGGGCAGCGCAGGUCUGUAGGUAUGGCCUUUUGUUUUUGCUCUUCCCAAAAGCUGGAAGAAUUUCCAGGAGCUUCUGGACACCUUUGCUCGUGCCGUGUGCUUACUCUGGAGAUGAAGCCUCUGUCUCCAGGGUGGCCUGUGCCUCCUGGGGAGCCAGGCAGAGCUCAUUGUACUACAUUCUGUCUUACCAUGCGCGCAGACAGCAUGUGAGCUGUGUGUUCCGCUCCAUUUUCUUCUUGCUUGUUUGAUUUCUAACUCUUUUACUUUUAAUUCUUAUCAAUAUGUUGUUUACGUGUUAGCCACAUGUUUUUCUUUUCCUUAAAAUUCUUUCCUGGAGAAAUACAUUCAGCUACCCGCAGCACACUAGUUACAUCAUCUGAAAGGGUGCGGGCCAGUGGCUUUGAGUCUGUCUGCAAUGUGCGGUGGCCAUCACUAUUAUCCAAGUUGUGAAGACCUCUUGUUACCCCAUCCCCAAACAUACCCCCCCCCAAAUAUCCCCUCUUCCCUUCUAAUCAGUACUUUGCUUUCCGCUGGUAUUUUCGUUUUUUUGGACAUCUCAUUUCAACAGAAUCAGCAGUCUGUGGUCUUUUGUGUCUCGCUUCCAUUGCAUAAUGCUUCCAAGGUACAGGCUGUACCAUGUGUCAGGAUUUAAUUCCUUCCCGUGGUGUGGUACUGUUCCAUUACCGCUGCUUUGCUUGUCUCUUUGUCGGUUGACAGCCCUCUGGGAUGUUCCCACUUUUCGGUUAUUAUCGGCAGUACCACUUUGAGCAUUCGAGCGCAGUUUAGUAUGAAUGUCUCCAAUUCUCCUAAGUAGACAUCUGAGUCAUAUGGUAACCCUGUUCCUCAGCAUUUGAGGAACUGCCACUAAGUCUUUCAGUGUGUCUGGGCCACUUUAUAUUUCUAGCAGCAACAUGGGGGUGGGGGUUCUGACUUCUCCGCGGAUUUAAAUUCUCAAUCUGUUUCUAGUUUCUGUUUUAGCCGCUGUCGUGUCUGAAGUGGGGUUUUGUGGCUUUGAUUUGCAUUUCCCCACUGACAAACAGUGUUGAACAUCAUCUCGUUGCUAUUGGCCACCUGUGAGUAAUCCUUGGAGAAAUGUCUGCUGGAGAACGUCGCCCCCUGUGAUGUAUUUGUUUGCUCUGAGGUGUCACAUGACACUGAGGAUGUCUGAAGAAUGAAGUGAUGGAACUUUGAAGACCGAGUCAACGGGCAGAAGGGAAUCCCGGGAUCUUCAAUGGCAGGAGAAAGAGCAACAGAAGACCGAGAUGAAUUUUAACACUAUCCUAGAAGAGAUUCUUAUUAAAAGGUCCCAGCAGAAAAAGAAGACAUCACCCUUAAACUACAAAGAGAGACUUUUUGUACUUACAAAAUCCGUGUUAACCUACUAUGAGGGUCGAGCGGAGAAAAAAUACAGAAAGGGAUUCAUUGAUAUUUCAAAAAUCAAGUGUGUGGAGAUAGUGAAGAACGACGAUGGGAUCAUUCCCUGUCAAAAUAAAUUUCCAUUCCAGGUUGUUCACGAUGCUAACACACUUUAUAUUUUUGCACCUAGUCCACAAAGCAGGGACCGGUGGGUGAAGAAGUUAAAAGAAGAGAUAAAGAACAACAAUAAUAUCAUGAUUAAAUAUCAUCCUAAAUUUUGGGCUGACGGAAGUUACCAGUGCUGUAGACAAACGGAAAAACUGGCGCCCGGAUGUGAAAAGUACAAUCUUUUUGAGAGUAGUAUAAGAAAGACCCUGCCUCCUGCACCGGAAAUAAAGAGAAGGCCUCCUCCACCAAUCCCUCCAGAGGAAGAAAAUACUGAAGAAAUAGUUGUAGCGAUGUAUGACUUCCAAGCAACAGAAGCACAUGACCUCAGGUUAGAGAGAGGCCAAGAGUAUAUCAUCCUCGAAAAGAAUGACACCCAUUGGUGGAGAGCAAGAGAUAAGUAUGGGAGUGAAGGAUAUAUCCCAAGUAAUUAUGUCACAGGAAAGAAGUCCAACAACUUAGAUCAAUAUGAGUGGUAUUGCCGAAACACCAACAGAAGCAAAGCAGAGCAGCUCCUCCGGACAGAAGACAAGGAAGGGGGUUUUAUGGUGAGAGACUCCAGUCAACCAGGCUUGUACACAGUCUCCCUUUACACAAAGUUCGGGGGAGAAGGCUCAUCAGGCUUCAGGCAUUAUCACAUAAAGGAAACAGCAACAUCCCCAAAGAAGUAUUACCUGGCAGAAAAGCAUGCUUUUGGGUCCAUUCCUGAGAUCAUUGAGUAUCACAAGCACAACGCAGCAGGACUUGUCACCAGGCUGAGGUACCCGGUUAGUACAAAGGGGAAGAACGCGCCCACUACUGCUGGCUUCAGCUAUGAUAAGUGGGAGAUUAACCCCUCAGAGCUGACCUUUAUGAGGGAGUUGGGGAGUGGACUCUUUGGAGUGGUGAGGCUUGGCAAGUGGCGGGCCCAGUACAAAGUAGCCAUCAAAGCUAUCCGGGAAGGCGCCAUGUGUGAAGAGGAUUUCAUAGAGGAAGCUAAAGUCAUGAUGAAGCUGACACACCCCAAGCUGGUACAGCUCUACGGCGUGUGCACCCAGCAGAAGCCCAUUUACAUCGUUACCGAGUUCAUGGAACGGGGCUGCCUUCUGAAUUUCCUCCGGCAGAGACAAGGCCAUUUCAGCAGAGAUGUCCUGCUGAGCAUGUGCCAGGAUGUGUGUGAAGGGAUGGAGUACCUGGAGAGAAACAGCUUCAUCCACAGAGACUUGGCUGCUAGAAAUUGUCUAGUGAAUGAAGCAGGAGUUGUCAAAGUAUCUGAUUUCGGAAUGGCCAGGUACGUCCUGGACGAUCAGUACACAAGUUCCUCUGGUGCCAAGUUCCCUGUGAAGUGGUGUCCCCCAGAAGUGUUUAAUUACAGCCGCUUUAGCAGCAAGUCAGACGUCUGGUCAUUCGGUGUGCUAAUGUGGGAGAUAUUCACAGAAGGCAGGAUGCCCUUUGAGAAGAACACCAAUUACGAAGUGGUAACCAUGGUUACUCGAGGUCACCGACUUCCCCGGCCAAAGUUGGCUUCCAAAUAUUUGUAUGAGGUGAUGCUGAGGUGCUGGCAAGAGGUACGGCUGUUUGUCUGUGUUUCUUCUGGAUCAUGGUUGGCCGGUGGAUGGGGAGUCCAGUUCUUGCAGCUCAGUGAGGGUGCGCCUCCUGCACUGGGAUGUCAAACUCUGGCAAGAAGCUUUACCUUGGUUCUGAAUUUUGAGAGGAAUCUGAAGAAACAGACAACGCUAACAGUUAGCUUAAUACUCAGGCUGAUGCUUCCCUCCCCAGUGGGAGCCCCUCCACAGCCAGGGCCUUGAGAAUAAGCUUCUCUCCUUUCUGUUCAGUAACUGUGGGGUUAAAAGGUUCACUUUCUAGAGAAGGGUUCUUCUUUAAACUCAUUGCCUCUAGGUAUCUUACUUAAUCUCUGAAAAUUAGAAACAUUGAAAUGUCAUCUCCAUAGAAGACAGUAAACCCCAGAGAGACACAUAUAUUUUGUAUCCAGUUCUUUCAAUGUCAUUUUUAGAGUAACCCUUUGAGGCUUAGAUACUUGUACUGUGACCAUAAGGCUCUCACGAGGGUGAUACUUGCCCAGGGGCCAGUUACUUACAGAGCUUCAGAGACCCAUCCUGCACCAAAGCCGUCACUUGCUAUGACACCACCCACCAGCCGAUUGGGGUGCACAGAGGCUGAUUGGGCAGGAAGUGGUAGCAGGGACAGCAGCAGGAAUGAUUGAGUGGAGGAUUUGGUUACAAACAUGGAUGGAGCUUAGUCUGAAUUGUAGGAAAUGAGGUUAGCUGACAAGGGGAAGGGGGUGGGAUGGGUCACAUAGUGUCCUCAAAAUGAGUCAGACUUGAUUUCUCAGGCACUAUAGAACUCUAGUAAUCCCAAACAGGGACACAACAUCGAGGGCUCAAAAAGGAACCCAGCAGCCGUGGGGUUGAUUAGGGCAAAGAGAGGUCAUCCUGUGUUUCUCUACUCCCUUGAGCCUUUACCUCUGAGUGUUCUGCAGGAUCUGAGCAGUGAGAAUUUCCUGGGGAAUGGAUUAUGAAACUGACAGCUUCUCUUUAACUUUUAACUGUAGAGACCAGAGGGAAGGCCUUCGUUUGAAGACUUGCUACGUACGAUAGAUGAACUAGUCGAAUGCGAAGAAACUUUUGGAAGAUAAACGGCGGCCCCAGUUUCCAAGGCAAGAGGAAGAAACGGCGUGCCAUUGGAACGAGACUCCCUUGAUGCUUGGGAAUAGAGACUGCUCUGCUCACAGUGUGGAAGCUGGAAAGCGUCCGCUCCUGAUCCAGCCUCAGCUACGUGGCUGCUUUGCAGGAUGCACAGAUGGUCUCUUAGAGCUGGGGACUUGAAGCACUCAUUUUGCUCAUCCCUUCAAGAGUUUGAGCACCAGCCAUGCACCAGGCACUGUGCCCAGGCCUCGGGAGAUGAGCAUGGGUCUGUGCUAGCUGGCGCUAGUAGAAAGCCAGGGUGUUCGAGAUGAGAAGGAGCCAUGCCCCAACAUUCUUCUGUGCCCUUUGGCUUCUAAUAAAAUGGGCCUGGGGUGUUGUCUACCGCCGAGUUCUAGGUAAAGCAGGAACCCACCUCGACAAGUAGUAAUCCUUUGUUUUGAAAACAUCUCUUUCCAAACCUGUUCUUAGUAGUACGUUUAAAAAUUUGUAUACUGUAUAUAUUGUAAAUGCAUAUAAUAUAUAAAGUUAUAUAUUUAUAAGUAA